Molecule: messenger RNA, 1192 nt
Organism: Populus euphratica (Euphrates poplar)
Lineage: Eukaryota; Viridiplantae; Streptophyta; Magnoliopsida; Malpighiales; Salicaceae
Product: ferritin-3, chloroplastic
Exons: 8
Coding region: 178-972 (264 amino acids)
Biological process (GO): iron ion transport; intracellular iron ion homeostasis
Cellular component (GO): cytoplasm
Molecular function (GO): ferrous iron binding; ferric iron binding
Source: RefSeq, a predicted model, not a curated record
UCUCCACCGUCCUCCUGUCCCUCAAUCGAAUGGCCAAUACCUCUCCAUUUCUCCAUGAUAUCUUCACUCCGUCACCACGCCAAUCUCUCACAAAAAAUCACUGUCUUCAAUUCCUUAAAUAAAAAUUUAAAACCCUGUCUUUCAUUUUGUUCUCUCUUUCUCCCAGUAUAAGAAACCAUGUUACUUAAGGCGGCACCAGCCUUUUCUCUGCUGAAUACUAGAGGGGAUAGUUCGGGUCCCCUGUUUUCCUCCGCUUCUUCUUUGUCUCACAAUAAUCUUGCUGUUUCUCCUUCAAUUCUUCGCACAAAAACUGGGUCUGGAUUUCUUGUUUGUGCUUCAAAAGGGGCUACUAACAAGUCUCUAACUGGUGUUGUCUUUAAGCCUUUCGAGGAGGUUAAGAAAGAACUGGAUCUCGUGCCUACUUUGCCACAUGUUUCUCUUGCUAGACAGAAGUUUACUGAUGAGAGUGAAGCCGCCAUCAAUCAACAGAUCAAUGUGGAGUACAAUGUCUCAUAUGUGUACCAUGCCAUGUUUGCCUACUUUGAUAGAGAUAAUGUGGCACUCAAGGGCCUUGCCAAUUUUUUCAAGGAAUCAAGUGUUGAAGAAAGAGAGCAUGCUGAGAAAUUGAUGGAAUACCAGAACAAAAGAGGUGGAAAAGUGAAGCUGCAUUCUAUAUUGAUGCCCCUCUCGGAGUUUGAUCAUGCGGAGAAAGGAGAUGCGCUGUAUGCUAUGGAGCUUGCCUUGUGUUUGGAGAAACUAACAAAUGAAAAGCUCCUGAACUUGCACAGUGUGGCUGAUCGGAACAAUGAUGUGCAGUUGGCAGAUUUUGUUGAAAGUGAGUUUUUAGCCGAGCAGGUGGAAUCUAUCAAAAAGAUCUCAGAAUAUGUUGCUCAGCUGAGAAGGGUGGGCAAAGGACAUGGAGUAUGGCACUUCGACCAGAUGCUCCUCCGUGGGGAAGAAGCGGUUGCAUAAUUAUGAAGCGAUCUUGCUUAGCGUACCGUUUAUGAGAUCGUUUUAUGCAAUCUUUUUUUUUUUAAUCUAGUUUUUGUUCAGAGGUUUUUGGAAUGUGUUUCAGUGGUUGGUUAAACAUACUUUAAUGUUGUCCAGGAUCGAACACGAGCUUAGCCAUCGUUCUUAGAGAUUUAAGGUGGUUCAAAAUUUAUGGUUAUCCUUCAUUCCUAAUUUUAGAGUA